Molecule: messenger RNA, 3077 nt
Organism: Cricetulus griseus (Chinese hamster)
Lineage: Eukaryota; Metazoa; Chordata; Mammalia; Rodentia; Cricetidae
Source: RefSeq, a predicted model, not a curated record
CGCGCGCUGUUUCCGGAAGUGUCCACCGCGGGCUGUUUCUUGGCCGCCUCCGACACCGCUUUCGCUGCUCUUUGCUGCGGAACUCUGCGCGUGGACCGGCGUCGGCCUGGGCGGGGCCGGGGUUCCGUCUGCGCGGCAGAAUGGAGAUAAUCCGGAGCAAUUUUAAGAGUAAUCUUCACAAAGUGUACCAGGCCAUAGAGGAGGCUGACUUCUUCGCCAUCGAUGGGGAAUUUUCAGGAAUCAGCGAUGGACCCUCAGUCACUGCAUUGACAAGUGGUUUUGACACCCCAGAAGAGAGAUAUCAGAAGCUUAAAAAGCAUUCUAUGGACUUUUUGCUGUUUCAGUUUGGACUUUGCGCUUUUAAGUAUGACCACACAGAUUCCAAGUAUAUAACGAAGUCAUUUAACUUCUAUGUUUUCCCCAAGCCUUUCAGUAGGUCCUCACCAGAUGUCAAGUUUGUUUGCCAGAGCUCCAGCAUUGACUUCCUAGCGAGCCAAGGAUUUGACUUCAAUAAAGUGUUUUGCAGUGGAAUUCCAUAUCUGAAUCAAGAAGAAGAAAGACAUCUGAGAGAACAAUUUGAUGAAAAACGUUCUCAGGCCAAUGGGGCAGGAGCUCUGGCAAAAUGUCCUGUGACAAUCCCUGAGGAUCAGAGGAAGUUUAUUGACCAAGUAAUAGAGAAGAUAGAGAAUUUCCUACAAAAUAAAGAGAAGAAGAGCUUGGAUCUAGAGCCAUGCACUGGGUUCCAAAGAAAACUUAUUUAUCAGACUUUGAGUUGGAAGUUUCCCAAAGGCAUUCAUGUUGAGACAUUAGAGACUGAAAAGAAGGAGAGACACAUAGUUAUCAGCAAAGUGGAUGAAGAAGAGCGCAAGAGAAGAGAGCAGGAGAAGUAUGCAAAGGAGCAGGAGGAAUUGAAUGAUGCUGUGGGAUUUUCAAGAGUCAUCCAUGCCAUUGCUAAUUCGAGGAAGCUGGUUGUUGGACACAAUAUGCUCUUGGAUGUCAUGCACACAAUUCACCAGUUCUAUUGCCCUCUGCCUGCAGACCUGAAUGAGUUUAAGGAAAUGACAAUAUGUGUCUUCCCCAGACUCUUGGAUACUAAGUUAAUGGCCAGCACACAGCCUUUUAAGGAUAUCAUUAACAACACAUCCCUUGCAGAGUUGGAAAAGCGGUUAAAAGAGACACCGUUUGACCCUCCUAAAGUUGAAAGUGCAGAAGGCUUUCCAAGCUAUGACACAGCUUCUGAGCAGCUGCAUGAGGCAGGGUAUGAUGCUUACAUCACAGGACUCUGCUUCAUCUCCAUGGCAAAUUACCUAGGUUCUUUACUCGGACCUCCAAAAGUGUGUGUGUCUGCCAGAUCAAAACUCAUUGAACCCUUUUUUAACAAGUUAUUUCUUAUGAGGGUCAUGGACAUUCCAUAUUUAAACUUGGAAGGGCCAGACUUACAGCCUAAACGUGAUCAUGUUCUCCACGUGACAUUCCCCAAAGAAUGGAAAACCAGUGACCUUUACCAGCUCUUCAGCGCCUUUGGUAACAUCCAGAUAUCCUGGAUUGAUGACACAUCAGCCUUCGUUUCUCUCAGCCAGCCAGAACAAGUACAAAUUGCUGUUAAUACCAGUAAAUAUGCUGAAAGUUAUCGGAUCCAGACCUAUGCUGAGUAUGUGGGGAAGAAGCAGGAAGACAACAAGCAGGUCAAGAGGAAGUGGACCGAAGACAGCUGGAAGGAGGUGGACAGAAAGCAACCCAAAGUGUCAAGCCCCUGUUCCCAUACCAACAGUAAGAACAUUCCUGCCUUACUUGUUACUGCUCAUGUGUGUUUCACAGUAAGAACAUGCCUGCCUCACCUGUUACUGCCCAUGUGUGUUUCACACUUCACAGCAACUGGCAUGACUGGAAAGAGAAAUCUGAGUCCUGACCCAGAGGAAGCUGGCUCGGAGGACAAAGAAUUGGAGGAGAUAUCUGACUCUGAGCUUGAACAGAUAGAUUCCUGUGCAGACCCCUUCCCAGAGGGAAGAAGAAAGGUCAAGAAGUUAAAAAGAAUGAAGAAAGAACUUUCCUUGGCAGGAACUGUUGCAGAUAGCCCUGCCAUGCUCUUCGAAGUUCCCGACACAUGGUAGCAGAGACCAGGGUGGAGCACACUGAGCAUGCUGCUGCUGAGAGAAGGCUAGCCCAGCCUGCCUGUUUGGAAGCCAUACUGUAUUCUCUUAAUCAAAUGAGGCAUGGGUGGGCUUUGGAACCAAGUUUAUUUCCUGGGAAAGCUACUUUGUACUUCUUUGGCUAUCUCUGUCUUCCCUUUUCAUCUAAACUGACCAUUGACAUACGUCAUGGUUGAGGGCUGUUGCAGGUGUGUGUGUUAUUAACUAGUUAGUUCCUGAUCCUGGGUAGUGAUAGCCUGUCCUGACUAGCAUCCAGGGAGGAAAUCAGCUGGGAACCAUGCUAGCAUCCAGGGUAUUCUGGUCAUAUUCAUGCUGAGCUCCGCCCUGCCUGGAGAUGUGUGGACAACCUCCAUUCAGCCCGUGGUGCCAUCAUAGGCCAUGGUCACUGGCUCCCAAUGAGUAAGUGGUUGUGCCUCCUGCUUCCCACUAUCACUGCCUAGAAACAGCACUCAGACUUGUUUUUUAAUGGAAACCUUCCCGAGCUGCUGACCCAAGGUCAUCUCAGCAGAUACCCAGACUUUGAGAGCACAUUAUUUCAAGUUACUUUCCCUCAGAUAUAAGUCUGUCUUGGGUGGUGUGUGAGUGAGAAGCUGGACUUUCUGUUCCUAUGCACAGUGCUGGAUUCAUGGUAAAGUGGCUUGCUUUUACCAUGUAUUUUUGUAUUUCUCUCUCUCUCUCUCUCUCUCUCUCUCUCUCUCUCUCUAUGUGUGUGUGUGUGUGUGUGUGUGUGUGUGUGUGUGUGUGUGUGUGUGUGUCUCCAUGGCAGAACUACAGCAUGCAUCAAACCCUCAUUGAGACAGGAGACACAGUGGCAAAGCAUUGUGUUCCUUUAGGACACUCCAGCAGACACUUCUGGAUAUGUAAUGUUUUUGUAUCAUGAAAAUUGAAUUUCAAAACGAUGGAAUUAAAGAAAAUUUCAUAGAAACC